AUGGUGGGCUUCUCCGUGCACCUGGUGACCCUGGCCCUCCUAGGGGCUGCAGUGUGUGAAGCGCAGCCCCGGGGUCGGAUCCUAGGAGGCCGCGAGGCCGAGUCCCACGCGAGGCCCUACAUGGCGUCGGUGCAGGUGAACGGCACGCACGUGUGCGGCGGCUUCCUGGUGGCCGAAGAGUGGGUGCUGAGCGCAGCACACUGCCUGGAGGAUGCGGCCGGCGGGAAGGUGCAGGUGCUCCUGGGCGCGCACUCCCUGUCGCAGCCGGAGCCCUCCAAGCGCCUGUACGACGUGCGCCGCGCGGUGCCCCACCCGGACAGCCGGCCCGACACCAUCGACCACGACCUCCUCCUGCUGCAGCUGUCUGAGAAGGCCGUGCUGGGCCCCGCCGUGCGCCCCCUGGCCUGGCAGCGCGAGGACCGCGACGUGGCGCCCGGCACGCUCUGCGACGUGGCCGGCUGGGGCGUGGUCCGCCACACAGGCCGCCGGCCCGACCGCCUGCAGCACGUGCUCUUGCCGGUGCUCGACCGCGCCACCUGCAACCUGCGCACUCACCACGACGGCACCGUGACCGAGCGCAUGAUGUGCGCAGAGAGCAACCGCCGCGACAGCUGCCGGGGCGACUCCGGGGGUCCGCUGGUCUGCGGGGGCGUGGCCGAGGGCGUGGUCACCUCCGGCUCCAGGGUCUGCGGGAACCGCAAGAAGCCCGGGAUCUACACGCGCGUGGCGAGCUACGCGGCCUGGAUCGACAGCGUCAUGGCCGAGGGCGAGGUGGCCUGA
This is a messenger RNA of Orycteropus afer afer, 780 nucleotides long. It is a transcript of the gene CFD, whose product is annotated as complement factor D. NCBI's taxonomy places the organism in Eukaryota, Metazoa, Chordata, Mammalia, Tubulidentata, Orycteropodidae. Gene Ontology annotation, molecular function: serine-type endopeptidase activity. Bases 1 to 780 code for a protein of 259 amino acids. The record is from RefSeq and is a predicted model, not a curated record. The transcript has 5 exons. Gene Ontology annotation, biological process: proteolysis.